Molecule: messenger RNA, 8858 nt
Organism: Siniperca chuatsi (mandarin fish)
Lineage: Eukaryota; Metazoa; Chordata; Actinopteri; Centrarchiformes; Sinipercidae
Gene: mbtd1
Product: mbt domain containing 1
Exons: 17
Coding region: 159-2267 (702 amino acids)
Biological process (GO): regulation of DNA-templated transcription
Cellular component (GO): nucleus
Molecular function (GO): zinc ion binding
Source: RefSeq, a predicted model, not a curated record
ACUCGCACAUGCGCAGAAGCAGCAGUGUAAUUUGUUGAUAUCCUACUUAGUAGUACUCAUUUAGACUGGUAUUUCAAAGCCAAAUUUAUCCCCAGUAUAGGGGUUCCAUUUGCGUUGGGCAGUACAGUUAACUAGAACGUUAUCUAUAUGAAGAGUUGAUGGAAGACACAAGGGAUUUGGCUGAACGCACCCCACGUUCAGAGCGUAAACGGAGAGACUCAUUCGGGAUGUUUGAUGGCUAUGACAGCUGCAGCGAGGAGUCCACCAGCAGCUCCAGCUCAGAGGACAGCGAGGAUGAGGUGGUGCCCUCCAUCCCUGCCAGCCUGCCCAUCAUCAAGAACAAUGGUCAAGUCUAUACCUACCCCGACGGCAAGGCCGGAAUGGCCACUUGUGAGAUGUGUGGGAUGGUUGGAGUACGAGAUGCUUUUUACUCAAAAACCAAGCGCUUCUGCAGUGUGUCCUGUUCUAGGAGUUAUUCCUCGAAUUCCAAAAAAGCUAGCAUCUUGGCAAGACUCCAGGGCAAACCACCAACAAAAAAGGCAAAAGUCUUACAGAAACAGCCUCUUAUGGCAAAGUUGGCAGCUUACGCCCAGUACCAAGCAAGUCAACAGAACCAGGCCAAAUCAAAAGCCGUGGUCCCUGCGGAGAGCUUUGACUGGGGUCGGUAUAUCUGUAGCAAUAACACGAUUGGAGCCCCCGUCAGCUGCUUCAAGCACGCCCCUAUGGGGACGUGCUGGGGAGACAUAGAAGAAGGAGUGAGGAUUGAAGUGUUAAACUCUGAUACCAACCUCUCCACUAAGGUGUACUGGAUAGCAGAAAUCAUUAAGAUAGCAGGGUUCAAGGCUCUCCUGCGGUACGAGGGCUUUGACAACGACACCAGUAAGGACUUCUGGUGUAAUCUCUGCAUCCCUGAGGUGCACCCAGUGGGAUGGUGCGCUUCAAGUGGCAAACCCCUUGUACCUCCAAAAAGCAUACAGCAUAAGUACUCUAACUGGAAAGCCUUUCUUGUGAAGCGUCUCACUGGAGUUAAAACACUGCCACCUGACUUUAAUGCCAAGGUACACGAGAACAUGCAGUUCCCGUUCAAGAAGCUGAUGCGGGUAGAGGUGGUGGAUAAGAACUACCUGUGCCGGACACGGGUGGCGCUGGUGGAGCAGGUAAUCGGAGGUCGCCUCAGGCUGGUCUAUGAGGAGAGCCAGGACAGGUCGGAUGACUUCUGGUGCCACAUGUACAGCCCCCUCAUCCAUAAUAUAGGCUGGUCGCGCAGCAUCGGACACCGCUUCAAACGAUCCGAUGUUACAAAGAAAAUUGAGGGUCAAGUUGAUGCUCCUGCACAGUUCUUCCAGAAGGUGAAAGAUGUGGACCAGAGUGGGGAUUGGUUUAAAGAUGGGAUGAAGUUGGAAGCCAUCGACCCCCUCAACCUCUCAGCUAUAUGUGUAGCCACUGUAAGAAAGGUGUUGGCAGACGGGUACCUCAUGAUCGGGAUCGACGGUUCGGAGGCAGUGGACGGAUCAGACUGGUUCUGCUACCACAGCACCUCCCCUUCCAUCUUCCCUGUCGGCUUCUGUGAAAUCAACAACAUUGAACUCACGCCCCCAAGAGGGUACACUAAACUGCCACUUAAAUGGUUUGACUACCUCAGAGAAACAGGUUCAAUAGCUGCUCCUGUCAAGCUCUUUAACAAGGAGGUUCCCAAUCACGGUUUCCGGCAAGGCAUGAAGCUGGAGGCUGUUGAUCUAAUGGAGCCGCGGCUGGUGUGUGUUGCCACGGUGACGAGGAUUGUGCACCGGCUACUGAGGAUCCACUUUGACGGCUGGGAGGAUGAGUAUGACCAGUGGGUGGACUGCGAGUCACCUGACCUCUACCCUGUGGGCUGGUGUCAGCUGACGGGCUACCAACUCCAGCCCCCCGCCUCACAGAGUAACAGAGAAAUGCCUCAAUCUUUACCCAAGCAGAAGAAAAAAGCCCAGCAGUACAAAGGCCAAAAGAAAAAGAGGAAGAUUCCGGUUGGUCGACGGCCCUUCAGUCAGACAGGCAGGAGGAGGAGCAGCUUCUCAGGGGACGAAGAGCAGAGUCCGCCCCCUUACCUUGUCCAGGGGCCCACUCGGCCCCGACCCCGAACCCACCUCCACCAAACCCACAAAUCAGACUCUCUCCUGCGAAUGAAGGAGGAGACGGCCGAGGUGGACGAGUUCACCUUCUCACAGGGCACCUCGGACCAGGAGAGCAACGGCUCGGGCAGCUACUACAUCAAACAGGAGCCCUGAGGUCACGAGGUCAGGACAGAGCAGCACCAACCAGGACAGGACGCACCUCUGGAAAACCCCAUCCAACAUCAGGAACAUGGAGAGUGGAACCAGCCUCAAAUCAAAUUCCGAUCAAUGCCUGUGGCGUUGGUCUGAAUUUGGCUUCUAUUGAGUCAGUACAGAAGAUGAGGAGGAGAAGGGGGUCGUUUUCAUGCUUCUGAAAAAUCCUGAAGGGAACAUCCCUCUGAACAAUUUUCGAACCUUGUAGCUGUGUGUGCACAAAAUCACUCAAGAAACCUGUAUGAUUGAGGGGUUGGAAAGCACCCAGGGUCGGGCCUGGGUCACGUGUGUUUGGGCAUUCUCUUUUGUACCACCCUCGGGUGACGCAACAUCAUUCUCUCCUCUGCAUUUUUCUACAGAAAUGGGGGCCCUGCAAGUCGACAUCAGCCCACCCUGCCUCUGCCACAAUCUGGGCCGCACACAGAGACCUGUAGAAACUGUGAGAACCAUUUAUUGAGCCAGGUCUUUAGUUUUUUUGUGUGUGUUUUUUGUUUGUUUUCAGGUCAGAGAGUCAGCCACUGAAUGGCCUGAGGAGAGCAGAGGGGCUGGCAGUAAGAGGAACUGAGUUGUGUAUAUUUUGAUUCUUUUCUUCUGAACAAUAUUGCCAGGUGGACUUUUACUUUGUUAAUAGUACUUGAAGUUUUUUGUCUUUUAUUUUGUAAUGAUAAUGAUUUUGAAGUUGUUUUUGUCUUAAUGUACUUAUUUUGCAUUUACGUUUUGGUGGCUGUGUGGGAAAUUUAUGUGCAUUGUUCCAUAAAAGUGAUUAUAUUCAUAUAGUAUGCGGAGACCUAUUCAGAUAGAACUACAGAGUAUAGAUUUUAAGGAUUGUGAUUUGAAGAGAGUACAGUGCUGCGCAGCAUUACUGAUAUUGAUCUUUUUAUUAUUUUUAAUUUUGUUUCUUCCAAGAUUGACCAGAAGAUUUCCACAGCUGCAUUCAUUUCUGAUUCAGACAUUACAGAACCAAAAUCUGAUUCAAGUUCAACAAUAUCAUAAUAUCAUAAUAACAGUAUUCAUACUAGGGCCACCCCAGCUUGCAGGUUCCAUCAAAGUCAUAAAACGUCUAGGGCUGCAACUAAAAUGUUUUCAUUAUGCAUACAUAUAUUUUGAUUAAUACUUUGGAAAAUGGUGACAAAUGCCCAGAACAAUUUAUAAAUUUAAAAGUAUUCAGUUCACAAUGAGAUAACACGGAGAAGCUGGUACCAGCAUCCGUUUGGGUAUUUUUAAAUGAUUAAUCGGAUUAUUAGGAUUGUUGCGGAUACAUUUUCUAAUUAAUCGAUUAAUCUACUAAUUGUUUGAGCGUUAAAAAUGUCCACAUUAAAGCUGCCCCUGCUGCCUUUAGAAGGGGUGUUUGUUUUUUGUUUUGUUUAUGUGUUUAAGACCGCUACGGGGUGACAUUUAGCAGCUAAUAGCUCCCUCUGUUGUAGUGCCAGUUACAGUGAUUGGAUGGACAUGGUGCAGCUUGGAGCAGUAAUACAUCUCGUGCACUUGUUGUGGAGACUCGUCCUUACCAUUGUUUUAAUUAAUUACAGACCUUCUCUUGCACAUUCCAUUGGGCUUUCACUAACACUGUACAGUUUGUACAUCUUAAUAUCCUUCAGCUAUUUUAAGUGGGCAUUAUGGGGAAUAUCUGGCUUUUGUUACAACUGCUUUAACGUCCACAUUUUGAGCUAUGUUCCCCCCAAAACUGUGACCUUUACGCGACCUUUCCUUCACGGCCCAGCUGGUAAACCUGCCCGUAGGUUACAUAAGCCAGGAUAAGCUUAAUAAAGAGAGCACAUAUGGAAUGAGCCAACAGUGUCGAGUGGCUUUGAUCGCUCCGUGUGGAGCUUUAGGGACCUAUCACAGUAAUCACAACUCCCACAAUACCACUAACUGUGGAUUAGUAACUGCUGUAGCAGGACUUGAUCAGUGCUGGGAGAAAACAGUCUUCUUCCUGUACUAAAAAAAUAGCACUUGCAGAAAUGUACAAGCUAUCAUUGUGAAUGUUUUGUAGUGUUGAACAGAAAUGAUGAAGCUGUGGAGAGAGAAAAAAUCACCUUUGUUUUAAAGAAAUACUAAAAGACAAACUAAUUUGCAUAGUGUGACUAAGUGAGCAGCAGGGUAUGUUGUCUAAAAGAGAAACCUUACUGGUAUGAUAGGGUGCACUCUGACACAUUACUCCCACUGUCCAGCCCUACAACGUGUACUUUGACCUUUUUACAUUUUGGAUGUAGCUGCUGUCAGGGAGAAACCUCAGUCUUUUUGGACAGACAGGCAACGCAACUGACCAAUGUUGGCCUCAUUUAUCACCCAAACUGUACAGCAUGUUAAAAUGUUGCGGAUGCUGGCAGACCCAUCACUUACAGCAGAGACCGGCGUUCUGUUGUGUUUUGGAUCAUGUCUGCUGUAUUCAUACCCAGAGAAGGACAGACGCUCAGAGUUCCAUCUGGGACUCCUCCUCAGUUAUAUGGAGUCUGGAGUAUGCCACCAGACUAAUUAUAGACUUUGUCAGUGUUAAAUUAUAGUCAAUUAAUACAUUUAAAAAAGCAAUUGUAAAUAGAUUGCUACAUUUUUUUUUAUUUAGACAAUGCAUUUAAAAAAACUAAAUAGAAAAAAAAAAAGUCAUUUGCCAAUUAAUAUUUCUAUUUCCUUAUUCUCUGUAAAUUACUAAUUGAGUUUUGAAAUGGAACGGCAGAAUGAACUGUAUUUAAAGAAGGACCCACCCAUAUAGUGCCUCUGUGUAGUGCCUCUGUCGACAGGAGCUCAGCUGUCACAUGUUUGCAGGACUCCGUCUCUGUGUGGGUUGAAUUAUAUGUAAUAUUUAGGUAGCACACUGUCUAAACAUCUUGAAUGUGAAUUAAUUAUUUCUGAUAAUUAAUGGAGUAGCAAAGUAAAAUUGAAUUUUGAAAUUGAAAUUUUGAGAUUCCAUGUUAAAAUACAGUUAUUAAUUAAUUAAUCACAAAUCAAACAUAGGAUACAUAUAACAUAAGAAUAAAGAAAUACAAUUAAUAAUUGGCAGAUUUGAUGAUUUUUAUUUUACUUUUAUUUUUUUGAUUCAUCACUCAAAUGUAAUUUCAAAUAAUCAAUGUAUAAUUGCUUUUUUUUUUUUUAAAUGAGGAAUGUAUUAAUUUAAUAUAAUCAAACACUGAAAAUGUGGCACACUCAAGAAUAAGAGGUUGGACUCCUGUCAUGGCGAGAGGAACGCAGGAAAAUCUGCCUUGGUUAAACAGUCUCAUAAGCAGUUUUGUUGUCCAAAUGCAAAAAAAGAAUAUGGUAAAUAUUUUAUUAGGGUAAUAUGCAAAGCAUUAGUGUUUUUUUUUUUUUCAAUUGCUUAGGUUAUCCUCAUGUCAAAGCCAUAUGUAUGCAAGCUAGUUUAUGAUUCACCUGAGCCACAGAAUAACAGGUUUGUUGUUUAAUAAUGAAACAUAACAAUGCACUGCUUUUCCAAGUGUCUGAGGGCAGCGUUCACAUAAGACAACAGGAUCUAAAAGUGGCAUAAAUACAUAGAUUCUCUCUAUCUAUAUAUAUAUAUAUAUAUAUCUAUCUAUAUCUAUAUAUAUAUAUAUAUAUAUAUAUAUCUGUCUAUAGAUAUAUAUAUUCUUCAUAACUAUGAUGGUAUGGAGUAACAAAUCCUGAUUAGUCAGAAAUCCAUGCUUGGCCGUGGAAAAGACCAGACUGCUUCUUUCAUCCUUAGAGCUAGAGUUUUGCAGCUGUUUAUCUACUACCUCCUGAUGCUAGUCACGUUUAGCUAAAACAAGAGUGUGAAAUAGACUAUGGCAGUGUGUUAGCAUAUGCAAAUGAAAAUGAUUUCCUAAAAAUGAUCCACUUGAAGACUAGACACCAAACAUGGAAGAAUUUUUAUCACAGCACAUGAGGAGUCUUCUAAUUUGAAUGAUGCAAUAAUAAUAGAUCCCAUAUUAUUUUGCUAUGUUAUAAAACGUAUAGCACCCUCAAAUGUCAUGAUCACUACAUUUAUAUAAUUAACAUAUGAGAUAAUUUAACAAAGUGGUAUUGUAUAACUGUGAUUUUUGUGAGCAAGAGUUCAUAUAUGGAGUACUCACUGUAUGGCCAAAGGCUGUAUUGAAAUGCAGAGCAGAUUUAAACUUCUCAGUGACGGUAAAAGAUCCAUAAUUUCUCUUUCUACCAGUAAGGUUCAUGAUUAAAUUCUCAGGAAGUUUUUGUUUCUUUUUUGGCUGUAAGGGUCGUAACUACAAGUCUGAAUCAGCUGGGUUUGAAAAGCUCAAAGGCGUCUUCAUCAUGUGCAUCUCCUCUAUGGAAGCAAAUAAGUGCCCUAAUAACUAGAAUCUUUUAAGCAACUGAAAUAGUACUUCUGAAAUUGAACCACUCUUGAAUACUUAAUACUGAAAUUUAAAUACCGCUGAAUUUGGGUGGUUUGAAAUUUCCGGCAGGGUUGGUGCAAGAUGAAGCACUUUAUUUGUUUCAAUAGUUCUAUGUUAUUUAAAGUCCCAAAAGAUACGUUUUUUUAACUUGUGGGCAAAAUGUAAUGUGUGCACACAAGAUUAAACAAAAACAACAUUUUGGGACUUCGGGGGCACCCUGCAAGUUGAAUUGGAGCAAUUUGAAUAUAGUUUUUCGAAUAUUCAACACUUGAAUUUUCUAUCUGAGUUUGUGAAAAAAAAAAAAAAAAAAAACAAUACUGAAAGGUACUUAAGUUUCAACAUAAUGUGUUCAGCUGUGGUAAAAUGUCACAUUCAGGUACUCGGUUGAUUUCAAGAAUUAUUCGGGCGCUUGUUUGCUUCCAUACUAUUCAAACAACAAAGGUCUGAUCUCGCUUACCAUUUCAUGUAUUUUUGUCCAUGUUUUGUAUCUUUUUAAUCCGUCUUCAUGUUAAAUUCUACAUUUGAGUGAUGACUCAAAAACACAUGGAUGUUGCUUUCUUUGGUUUUAAUUUGCUUUUUGUAGCUUCCUGUUUCCUUUUAUUUCCUAAUGGGAUGUGAUAUUAGUUUUCUACCAGUUUCAUUUUUAAUUUGUCUCCUGAUCAGAUUGGGUACAAAGCUCAGCUGAAACGCUAAGCUUCUAAGACCAAAUGAGCAAUAAAAGACAGUCCUCUCACAAUCAUUUGAAGCAAAUAUGUUUCAGGUUUGGAGCUGUCAUAGGAGUUGUUUUCCUCUGAUGUUGGAGGGCAUAAAGAAGCAUUAAAGUAAUUCAUGACCAAACUGCAUUAAUAUAAUAGUACAAAAAAAAUAAGACUGUUCUAUGGACUAACUGCUGCUACCCUUCUCUAGAUUAACCCUAAAUAAUCAAAUGCACAAUCAACACUGUUUUGGAUCUUCUGUUUCUCACUUUUCUUUGUAGAUAUUCGACUUUCUUGUUUCCCCUUGAUCCCCAAAUCUAAAAAUGGAACAAGUUUGACCUCCAUCCAUGGGUAGCUGUGUACUUAAAGUGUUUGGGCAUCAGUAGUUGGAGCUGGAAGCAAAGAGUUGAUUUGGGAUUGGGUGCACUGAUCAACUGAAUGCAUGUAGAACAGAACGCGUUGUGCCGAUGUUGUGCAGAUGUUGUGCAGAGCUUGGUUGUUUGUUUGUUUUUGUUUUUUUGUUGUUGUAAUCGUCAUUGGUUGUUUUUCAGUCUGCUUUUGCUCCUCCACUGAUCAGAAAAUGUAUGGAAGCAAAUUUCUGCCAAGAAAAAAAAAUACAUUAAAAGUUAGCCAUGAUAAAAAUAAAAAUACUCAAGCUAAACCAAAUUUUUAAGUAAAAGUAUGAGAUAUUAAGUCAAAAUUAUUAAAUAGGCAAAAUGUUGUCUACUUUAAUAAUUUACUAUCUCUCAGUUUUGAUUUAAAUCUUGACAUAUUUCAUAAUUUCAACCUAGUUAUUUCUUAAUUUGGACUUAACUUUGGCUUACUAUCAUAAUUUUGCCUUAGUAAAUUCAAAUUUUGACAUAGUAUCUCAUAAUUGACUUAAAUUUUGGCUUGCUAUAUCAUAAUUUUGACUAAUCAUGAGUAUUUUUAUUUUUAUCGUGUAUUUUUCGUUCCCUGGCGGACUCGGUUGUGGGUGCAGAGCUCUUUCUGCCAGAUGUGGACAGUGAUGAGGAGCGGGCUGCAGUUGGAUAUUUGUUUUUUCGAUACUAACACGGGUCUUUUGUAUGUGAUAGCCUGCCCCCCCAUUAUAUUAAAACAUUAUAUUGUGGUGCUAUAUAUAUUUGAUAAAAAUUACUAAAUGUAUUGGGAUUACUAUUGUCUGAAAAUAAUUGUGAGUUGAGAGGGUUAUGGUGCAAAAUUUAUUUUGGAUACAAAUGAAAAAAAAAAUCUGUUAAUAGUUAUAAAUCUAUUGAUAUUAACACUGACCCCUGAGGUACAUUAUUAGAUUGCAGUUCAAAGUUUGUACAUCUUUUUGAUAGUGUAUACCAGUUUCCUUUCAUAUGGUAAAUUUGUGCUGUGAUCAAGCUUUGAUAGACUUUGUAAAUAAAGACAAAUGUUUGGAUCAUAAUAUUGGUUGUAAUGAAUGGCUUCUUUGUUUACAAGCAUUGCAAACUGUUUCUGCAUGGCUGUGAAAGUUUAUCCGGUGAUUUUUGUAAGAUCUGACUUUUACACUGAAUAAAAAGGCUUAUGAUUUCAAA